Vicia villosa (hairy vetch) is the source of this 513-nucleotide messenger RNA. Its product is annotated as protein GLUTAMINE DUMPER 5-like. The coding region runs from base 9 to 302 and encodes 97 amino acids. The transcript has a single exon. Gene Ontology annotation, biological process: regulation of amino acid export. The record is from RefSeq and is a predicted model, not a curated record. Lineage: Eukaryota; Viridiplantae; Streptophyta; Magnoliopsida; Fabales; Fabaceae.
AUUCAGAUAUGGAUGUAGCUGCUGGUGGCGGUUUCAAAACCGUUGCUUCUCCUAUUCCUUACAUCUUUGGUAGCAUAGUUCUCAUGCUUGCAAUUAUAACAUUUGCAUUAGUUAUUCUAUCUUGUUCUUGUCAAGAAAAUUCAUCACCUACAACUUUAACAAAUGAAGAUAAAUCUAUGAAGAAUGUGGAAAUGGUGGUAGAUUUAGAGCCUAAGAUUGUUGUCAUUAUGGCUGGAGAUAGUAACCCUACUUACUUGGCUAAACCUGUUUCAUCAACAUACCAUACUGAAGAAAUGGUUUAAAACUAUGAUAAUUUCAUAUUCAAAUCAUCAGAACAAUAAUGGAGAGAAAUUAGAGAACAAAGAAGGGUUAGUAGUGAUUUAUUCCCUCAUAAUACAUGUGUAUUUUGAUUUAUCCCCUUUAAAAUAAAUUUUAAACACCCCCUAUAAUUUUGGGGUACUCCUAAGCGUGUAAAAACUAAGGUGGAAAAUAAAAAAAAAAAUUGACAGGAGG